Fraxinus pennsylvanica is the source of this 318-nucleotide messenger RNA. Lineage: Eukaryota; Viridiplantae; Streptophyta; Magnoliopsida; Lamiales; Oleaceae. The record is from the annotation of a GenBank genome assembly.
AUGAGUCUAGAGAAGGAAGAAGCCGCCGCCCCACGGCGGCGAUUAUCGUGCACCAAACACUUCGACGCCCUCUGGUUUUGCUAUUCCCCAGUCCAUCAGAUGCAGCAAUACUAUCGGCUUGGUGAUCUUGACAAUUGUUCUGGAAAGUGGACCGCUCUUGUUGAUUGUUUGAGUCUCAAAACGAAAAGAUCUUCCGAAGUAGAGGAAAUUAUUGAGAGUCGGGAGAAAGCCAAGCCUCAUAUAUGGUCUUUUCGGUCCCCAGAAGAAGCAGCAUCUCAUUGGAACGAGCUCUUUGGAAAAUUAGAUGAGCAGGAAUGA